Histoplasma mississippiense is the source of this 1059-nucleotide messenger RNA. RefSeq lists its product with no specific name. The record is from RefSeq and is a predicted model, not a curated record. The transcript has 9 exons. NCBI's taxonomy places the organism in Eukaryota, Fungi, Ascomycota, Eurotiomycetes, Onygenales, Ajellomycetaceae. Bases 1 to 1059 code for a protein of 352 amino acids.
AUGCCGCCAAAACUUAUUAAAACUACCCACGGAAUCAAAAGCUACAAGUACUAUAGAGAACAAGACAGAUAUCAAACCUUCCGAGGUAGUUGCUCCAAACCACCAUGCUGGAUCAGGCUCUGCGUGAAGAAAGCGGAAUGGAAAACUGUUGGCUUCGUCCGUAUUUGGUCGCGAAUUGAGAGGCCGAGAACGACGUCUGCCGGGAACAAUUUUUCCGCUCCGGUUCCUGCCCAAUUGACCCACAUCUGCCCCCAUGGCAAUCUACCCCACACCCACGAUCCACAAUCUCGAAAAGGGAAAGCCGUCGCUAGGACUUCAUCGAACGCUCUCGUGUCACGCGUGAACGAAAAGGCCAUCGCCAUUGGGAGUACACUUUUGGACGGAAAGGGGCAACGGUAUUUGGACAAGAUUCGUGGCCUAUUCAUAAAAUCAGGUCAGGACUCCAUCUACUGUAGCAAUAUGGGAAUGGGGGGGCGAAAUGGAUCGCGGGGAGAAAUGCAUAAUCCAUCGUCGUCGGCCGUCACUGGCGAGGAGAUGAUUAAUUGCAAUGACCCCUCGGGAAGGAGCAAAUACCGACCAGCGGGCAUUGCUGCGAGGAUGGAGCAGAGAAAUCUCCAGCCCGCACCUCCUGAGCGCGAAACAAACAUUCACAUCUGCGAAUCGACUGCCUACAGACGACUAAUGAAGCACGGCCUUUGCGACCGCGGAAUCGUGCCUCGGUUCUAUGGGACAAUGGAACGGAUGGACUUAUCACACUAUCAACCUCACCUGAAGAUGUUUCUUAACGACAAGAAUCCUCCUAGCGCCAUCCUCUUGGAAGCGUUGGUUCUGCAUUGCGACGCCAAACCGAGGAACAUGAUGAUUGUCAGGAAUGACCCGGAAAGAGUGGUCUGGUUAGACUUCGACAGAGCUCAGACCUAUCACGCAGAUAGCCUUACCGAGAGACAACGAGGAUUUAUUGAGGAUGAAGAGCUAAUGGUGUCUCAACUCGCAGAUUCACUCGAAGCUGAUCAUGCACGAGGCGAGAUUGCUGAGACUUAUCUCUACUACUGCACCUAG